UUGAAACACGAUAUACGUAGAAAUGUUAUCUGUAAACUUUAUUUAGUUUCAAAUUUCGCCAACAGUCGUAACUGCCGUAUGUUAGACACGAAAACCCGCUCUAAUAUUCGGUCGUUUGCUAUAGUUAAUACAACGUUAACGUCGGGACUCCGUGCCGGUGGUGUGCUGUUUCGGGAUAAAAUUUUUAUUUAUUUCCAUUUUUCCUUUUACAAGAAGGUUCUAAAUCGGGUUACGACCCACACACUCAAAAUGGCACAAUAUUAUACCGAAAUUGACGGAAGUAUGCUAGAAGGGGGCGGUCAAAUACUUCGUACGUCUAUUUCAUUGAGUGCUAUUAUGGGAAUACCAGUGAAGGUGGUGAAGAUCCGAGCAAACCGCAGUAAGCCGGGCUUGGCGGCGCAGCAUCUAGUUGGUCUCCGGUUAGUAGCAGAUAUGUGUGAAGGAGAGCUCAUCGGCGGUAACAUCGGUUCCACUGAGAUCAAGUUUAAACCCGGCAAAGUGAUCAAGGGUGGGCAUUACGUAGCUGACACACGCACUGCUGGUUCGGUGAGCCUUCUAAUGCAGAUAGCUCUGCCAUGCGCCUACAUGGCUGACGGGCCAGUGACCCUGGACCUGAAGGGCGGCACCAACGCAGACAUGGCUCCACAGGUGGAGUACAUGACUGAAGUGUUUAGAAACGCCAUGAAGAUGUUUGGAGCCCCAUUCGAGCUGAGGAUCAAUAGGCGUGGAUAUUUCCCGAAAGGUGGCGGCAUUGUGACGGUGGAAGUGAACCCGGUGCCCAAGUUCAAGCCCGUUCAGAUCACUGAGAGGGGGUACAUCAACGCAAUCUUUGGGUGGAGCUUUGUAGCCGGCACUCUGCCUUUGAGGUGGGCGACCCAGAUGAGCGACGGCGCGAAGGAGAAGAUCUGCAACCUGUACCCGCGCACGCAGAUCACGGCGCUCAAGGAGGACGCCAACGUCGCGCCGCACAACUGUAACGGCAUCAUAGUGAUAUGCGAGACGUCGACGGGGUGUCGGCUGGCGGCGGACGGGCUCGGCAAGCGCGGCGUGGAGCCGCUGGACCUCGGCCGCACCGUCGGCCUACUGCUCAGCGAGGCCAUACUCAGCGGCGUCUGCCUCGACUCGCACCUACAGGACCAAGUAAUACUUUACAUGGCGCUGGCUGACGGCAGGUCCGCCAUCCGCGUGGGAGAGAUCACCAUGCACACCAAAACUGUCAUCUACAUCGUCGAGUCUCUGCUCAAGAUAAACUUUGAAGUGACUCAAGAAGACAAGAUGAACUUGAUCCAAUGUGAUGGGAUCGGAGUGGCCAACAAGAACCCACCACAGGCACCACGUUAAAUGGAACAAAGAAACGACACCUAUGUCCGUUUUCACCAACCACCCCUAAACCAUCUUUUAACUAAGAGUUACUUAGCGUGAGGGAGUACCUAAACUAACCCCUUACUUGUAGUUAUCACCUUAUAGGUUGAUAAACACCAAAAUGUCCUUAAGUGUCACCUAUCUUAGCUAAUUCAAAAGAGGUUGGUUAAAACGGGCAUUACAAUUAGGGUUGCCAGAUGGCUGGGAUUUUCGGGAUUGUCCCGGAAUAUUGUGUGCUGUACCGUGUCCAGAAAUUUUACUUUGCUGUCCCGGAAUGAAAAAGUACUAGUUUUUUCAUUAAAAUACAAAACUAUGGGACCUGCUUAAUUCCUACUUUUACAGUUUAGUCUCGUAAGGGACACCAACACUCAGAUAGCCUAGAAAUAUACCCUAGAAAUGUCCAGGAAAUGAUCAGUCUGGAUCUGGCAACUCUAAUUACAAUUGCCAAACGACAUAUUCGCUAACCCCAACAUGUAAUGUUUUAAUAAGAAAUAAUUAUAAAGAUACCUUUUUUGGUGUUCUGAGCCUAAAACAUAACGGUCUUAUUCAUAAAAUAGUAUUCAAUCUGUAACUUUAUACUUACCAUGCCAACACGGAUAAUUAGAUGUCGAAAUUUAAAAUAACAUUUUUUACAACUAUUCGUCAAAUAGAAAAUGUAUACCAUUAACAACAUACAUAUAUAUCCUCACGCCUAUCUCCCAUGCGGUAGGCAGAGGACAAUGGAAAGCCAAUUGCUACGAGUCUUACAUACCUCUUUCGCUUCAUCAACAGUUAAUUAUCAAUCUUUUGAUGAUUAACAACGUGUCUUAAUAAUCACUAUCAAUAAUAUUAUCUAUUUUUGACGAAAAAGACCAUCCCUCCAAACCAUUUAACUUCUAAACUAAUGAAUAACAUAGUAACAUUAUGUGCUUUACUUGGUUUAUAGCUGAGACUUUAAACAAGUAUCUAUUUUUAUGAAUAAGAUCGUCAAGGCAUAUUAUUUAACGUUAUUAUAACAAUUAUAAUAUAUAGUGAAGAGAGUACGACAGUUCUCUUUACAUGAGUAGGGAUUAUGAGCGUGCUACUAGCAAGGGUGAGGACCACCGAGUGUGCUGUGAAUAUAUUACACGAUAUCAUGAAGAUUGAUGAAGGGAACAGACUGAUUUGAAGGUUUAAUGGCCGUUUUCACUAACCAUCUAUUAACAGUUGCAGUCAGAGACUUUUAAUAAUACAGUGUAAACUCCAUAUAACGUCACUCGAUUUAACGACAAACUCUCUAAAGCGUCGAAAUCAAUUGGCUUUAGUUGGUUUAGCUUGUAUUCCAUACAAUGAUACACUCUACAUAGUGUUAGGCUCUAGACAGACGGACUGCAUUUCAACUGCAAAUUGCAGUUCAAGGGCAGUUUGAAUGCAGUUGACACGACUGCAAUAGGACUGCAAGCCAACCGUGCAGCCCAGCAUUAUGUGAACUGCACACCGACUGCACGCAGACUGCAACUCAACUGCAAUCGGACUGCACGUUUGAUUUGCAGUCGUGUCAACUGCAUUCAAACUGCUCUUGAACUGCAAUUUGCAGUUGAAAUGUAGUCCGUUUGUCUAGAGCCUUACACCCACUCUCAAUAACGACAAUAAAUGAAUAAUAAAAAAAUAAAAUUAGUAAAAACUGCACACCUGUGUUCAUUCUGUUGGUGAAAACCAAAAUGUCGUUAAGAGCCACCUAUCUCAACUUAGAGGAUCCUUAAAAUUCAAGAGAGGUCGGUGAAAACGGGUAUUAGACCGCUAGGUGUAAGAGAAACGAAUUUGUCGGACGGCCAAUGAUAACUUAUUGUGUUAAUGUGGCGCCACUAUCGUCUUAAAGUACGACAGACUUAACUAUGUGCAAUUUUUGUGUGAUAUGUAUCUUUCUACGCAUUUAAAUAAUAAUCAACGGACCAUACCUUUGUAAUAGCGAAGAUAUCAACAUGUAUGACACUAUUGUGAGACAUUCUGCAUUAAUUUUAAUAUACGGUUACACACCUAAACUAUUCGAGCAUGCUCGAUUAGUUUCAAGCCACGCGGGGUUCAUAAUCACGAGUUGCUUUUUACUGUAAACAUCGUGGAACACGAUUCUAACAUUUCGUGUGUUAAAAUUAAUGUAGGAUUCUACAUAUAUAGAGGCAUAUACUUACUUCGAAUCACUAUUAUAAUGUUUUACACUACAAAAUACGUCUCUUUUUCUACAACUUGUACCAAGACAAAUAUACUGCAUUUAUCGAGAUAUUUUUCUAAUACUGUAACAAUAUGUUAUGCAGGGCGUAUGAGGCCUAUACAAUAUUCAAUCCAUUUUAAGCAAUGGAUUCAAUAAUCUCUAUAUACUUAACGUAAAAUAUGUCUAGAGCUUAUUGUGGAUCGCAUUAUAUUCUAAAUGGAAAUGUCGAUGUUUAGUACCUACAUAUUUAUUAUUGAGAUUAAUUUGAUGUCGUUAAAAAAAGAUGUUUUUCAUCACCAUUGAUUGUUGUUGUCAAAUUAAUUCAAUUUGCUGCUAUUACUUAUAUUUAUUUAAUUAGCAUAAAUAUAUAGUACAUUUUACAUAAAGCAAAUACAAAGAGAUAUCAUAUUUAAAACUGGAUUUCCCUUUUACAUUAUGGGUGACACUUUAUAAAGAGCGCGGAAUGUUACAAACCACGCCCCUCUCUAUUUCCCAACAUGCAGUCCCAUUCUACAAACACGUUGUCAAUUGUCCACAUUUUAAUGUGCCACUUUCUGAGCGCUCAUGACCUAUCUAUAUAAUUUUACUUAUAAUGUAAUAAGAUCAGAGCCCAUUUGUUUUGUCAAUCACAUUAUGGCAUCUCCUCUUUGUACUUGCUUCAUGAUUUUAGCUGAUAUAAUGUUAACACAGCUAAAUAGUAAAUAUAUUUUGCAAGUGCUAGUGUAAUAUGUUUUCAUUGUGAUGUUAAAUGUUGUAUCUAACCUCUCAAACGUUGACGUACUAUUAAGCAGGUAUCAUACAUAGAGCGGGGAAAUCAUUCGUACAAACAAAACUGACAAACUAUAUACGUCUAAAAUUUUAAACUUCCAUAUCUCAUAUAAAACUUGCUAACCCGGAAAACUUCGUAUCGCCUUAAAAAUGUUUAUCUCACCUUUUGUACCUUCCGUGGAUUUGCCAAAUCGGUCCAGUCGUUCUGAAGUUUUAGCGAGACUAACGAACUGACAGCAAUCGAUUUUUUUUUAUAUAGAUUAACAUUGUUAUAGUACAACUGCUUCAAUUGUAUUUUAACAUAGUAUAAUAAUUAUUAAUUAUGUCUCGAAAGUUAUUUCGUGAAACAAAUGCGCUAGUUUUCACUCUUUUUACCCGACUGCGCCAGAAGGAGGGUUGUUUUUCGAGAGAAUUUUAACCGAAGUAUUUGGAAACCUGGCCUCCUUGCUCUAUCUAUAAUACCUAAAUAAGUGACAUACGAGUUGUUCUUAUGUUGAAGCCAACGCAACAACAUGAGGACACCGAGUAUGCAGGACUAGUAUAACUAUACGGCCCGCAUUGGAUGAUAGUAUUUAAGUUUAUGUACCUACGUCGAAGUUUGACUGGUUUCAUUAGGAUAGUUCGUUGAACCCUGCUUAAUUUAUAAGUUUUUAUUAGCUUUAAUUUCAUAUUCUGUGAUUGUUAUCAUGCCUGUGUCAUCGACAAUAUUAUAGUUAAACUGUUUUCAGUGCCGUAGUGCAAUUAUGUAUCAGCAUGUGUAACUUAUUAUCUAGGAUAUUAAUAAAUGUACAAUGAA
Messenger RNA from Spodoptera frugiperda (fall armyworm), 5093 nucleotides. RefSeq names its product RNA 3'-terminal phosphate cyclase (gene Rtca). The transcript has 10 exons. Gene Ontology annotation, molecular function: RNA-3'-phosphate cyclase activity. Gene Ontology annotation, cellular component: nucleus. Gene Ontology annotation, biological process: RNA processing. Bases 79 to 1341 code for a protein of 420 amino acids. The record is from RefSeq and is a predicted model, not a curated record. NCBI's taxonomy places the organism in Eukaryota, Metazoa, Arthropoda, Insecta, Lepidoptera, Noctuidae.